AUGAGUUUAAAAAAACGAGAAGAUAUCGAUGACGAAGCAUGGUCUGGUCGACGCCCUAUCGAGACCACAUUCGAACAUAUUGAAGAAAUUUGUAGUCUUAUUAACAACGAUCCUCAUGUUACAAUAGACGAGAUGGAGGUGCAAACUGGCUUCAGCCAUGGAACCAUCCACCGAAUCAUCUCCGAUUAUGUGCGCCUCAAAAACAUGACUACUCGUUAUGUACCCAAGCAGUUGGCUGAUUCGCAGCGAGCUGAAAGAGUUCGAAUACGCAAAAAAACAUUAACAGAAGUCGAAUUAGAUGCUUGGCGAUUGUAUGAUGCUAUAACAUGUAAUGAGUCAAGGUUCUGUCAUAAAAAAAUUGGUCGAAAAUUGUCAAAUGUUCCUUGGGUUUCAGAAGAGAAUCCUCUAUCUACAGUGGUAAGACAAAGUCGUUUCGCUCGAAAGAUCUUAUUUAGUAUCUUUUUCAAAUCAUCUGGUCCUGUCUUAAUCCAUUAUGUGGAAAGAGGCUAA
Molecule: messenger RNA, 510 nt
Organism: Adineta ricciae
Lineage: Eukaryota; Metazoa; Rotifera; Eurotatoria; Adinetida; Adinetidae
Source: the annotation of a GenBank genome assembly